AGGUUCGGCCCAUGAUAUGCGUGUACUUCGCAAUGCUCUCUCUAGACCAAACGGUUUUAGGGUACCUCGAGGUAAUUAUUAUUUGGUUGAUGCGGGAUAUACGAAUUGUGAGGGCUUUCUUGCUCCAUAUAGAGGUCAAAGAUACCAUUUAAAAGAAUGGACGGAUCAACAACCCGAAAGUGCCGAGGAGUUCUAUAACAUGAAACAUGCUAGGGCGCGAAAUGUCAUUGAGAGAUGUUUUGGCCUGCUUAAAGGAAGAUGGAGUAUUCUUAGAAGUCCUUCAUUUUUUCCUAUUAGAACUCAUGGGCGUAUCGUGAUGGCUUGUUGCUUAUUGCAUAAUCUAAUUAGAAAAUUCAUGCCUACGGAUGAUAUAAACGAAGAUGAAUUGAAUGAAUCCGAUGAUGAUUCCGAAAGUGAUUCCGAUGAUGAAAGGGAAUUUAUUACAAGUGUUGCUACUUCGGAUCAUUGGACCAAUUUUAGAAAUAAAUUAGCCCAAGAUAUGUUUAAUGAUUGGAGGGCGAGAGGUAGACAUGGUCAAUAGCAAACAAUGUAUGCUUUUUCUUUAAUAUAUGUUUCUUCAUAUAUCUGCUUGUGGCAUUUUCUUUUAGAUUAUUUUUGUUUAAUAAGCUUACCAUUAGCAUAUUGUACUCUGAAAUUGGAAUUAUGCCUGUUUUAUUAUCCUGCCUCUUAAUUUGUUUGAUCAUGAAUUGUGCCUUGAUUUGUUCUGUGUCAAGGGGAUGUUCUAUUUUUUUGAAUUGAUUUUGAGUGUUUUUCUUUUAUGCUGCUCUAUGUUAUGUACCUUUUUUCUUUUAGUCAAAGAGAAAUUUUAAGGUUGUUGACUGGGUUUGGCUCAAAUUACUUGCUUACAGGCAGUAAUAUUUACAGAGUAGGAGUAACCAAAAGUAGCUAAGUAGCUUAUGAGUAUUUUGGUCCCUCUCAAGUUCAAGUAGUUAUUAGUUAAAGUAGCUUAAGUCGAAGUUGCCUACAAAAACUCAGAUACAUGAUGUCUUUCAUUUACUAAGCUAAAGGUCUUUAGAGGAUUUUGCAUCUCAUAUUCCAGUUGUAUUUCAAGCUAAGGGCAGGAAAGUUCUCAGUCUUCUUUGUUU
This is a messenger RNA of Chenopodium quinoa (quinoa), 1106 nucleotides long. RefSeq lists its product as uncharacterized. Bases 17 to 541 code for a protein of 174 amino acids. The transcript is spliced from 2 exons. The record is from RefSeq and is a predicted model, not a curated record. NCBI's taxonomy places the organism in Eukaryota, Viridiplantae, Streptophyta, Magnoliopsida, Caryophyllales, Amaranthaceae.